Molecule: messenger RNA, 3830 nt
Organism: Oncorhynchus masou masou (cherry salmon)
Lineage: Eukaryota; Metazoa; Chordata; Actinopteri; Salmoniformes; Salmonidae
Product: transmembrane protein 59-like
Exons: 8
Coding region: 163-1185 (340 amino acids)
Source: RefSeq, a predicted model, not a curated record
CGUGAGCGUGAAGAUUUUUGGAGUGACGACACCACAAAACCAUAGCACAAUAUUACCGAAGCAGAUAGAAAUCGGGUUGAAGCGUCAUCCAACUGAGAAGCUCAGAGUCCACUAAAAGCGCCAGUGUUCGCCCAGACUGUGGUGAUCAAAUCCGGCUUUAAAAUGGUUCAGUUCGGCUGCAGGGUGUGCGGUGUCUCCGCUGUCGUCUCGCUGCUUCUGGCGGGGCUGGCAGCUGCGUCUUCUGAUCUAUUUGACAAUCAACUAGGCGACAUCAAUUACUGCAAAAAGCAAUGCCAGAUCACCGUCAAAAACAAAAGCCCAGCUAAAGACUCCAUUCUGAAUGCCUGUCACCGUGGUUGCCGUCUUUACUCCAUCUGCCAGUUUGUGAAUGGAAAUGCCGGCUUCAACACCAGCAGAGAGGAGUGUCAAGGAGCCUGCCAGGAAGCGUACAGCAAGCUGCUGGAGCAGGAGGCCUGCAGCACCGGCUGUGCCAGCCAACCUUCUGAACCUGAGAUCAAGAGGAGGAAGUUGAAGGCCAUGGCCCACCGUCCCAUGCCCCCCUCCAUCAUGGACACCGUGUCCAGCUGGUGUAAUGACAUCGUCAGCUCUGCUCAGAGCUUCAUCUCCUCUACCUGGACCUUCUACCUGCAGGCCGAUGAUGGCAAGGUGCUCGUCUUCCAGAGCCAGCCGGAGAUCGAGUACACUCUGCCGGAGCUGCAGGCUCCCCGCUCCAAUGUGGCAGACAAGCCCUGGCCACAGAUUCACUCCCACACACAGAGACCCCAUGGUGUGAAAGGACAUGGGGAGAAGGUAGCAGCCAAGGCGGGAGGCAAGGGCAAGCACCCAGCAGUCCAGCAACAUACGGAAGACCUAACCGCUGAACAUGACUUCCUGGGAUGCAUGUCAAGGCGCUCUGGGCUGCCUCGUUGGAUCUUGGCUGCCUGUCUCUUCCUGUCCAUCAUGGUGAUGUUGUGGCUGAGCUGUGCCAGCCUUGUCACUGCACCUGAACAGCACAUCAAAACACAGCUGAGCAUCAACGGAGACAAGGAGUUUCUUGAUGACGUCCAGAAGGUCAACCCCUACCAUCUGACCCCUAUGAUUGCUGUAGCCAUCGACCAACCAGAGGAGAGCGAGGAGGCAGGACCACUUCCAGUCAAGGUUGACAUCAACAAGACAUCUCUCUAGGGGACCAAUGGGAUAGGAUCAGUGUUUUCUGGGGUAACGUUUUCGUAAAACCUCCCUCAGUAAAAGAUGGAGAACAGAAACACACCAACACUCACACCAGAGUUUCUAUACAUGCAUGGCACCAUCCCUUCACAACAGGUUUGUCUCGUCUUUCUCUAGCGAGUCUGCCCAUCAGAUGUUAGCCUGUUGUGCUUGUCUCUGUGUAGAAUACUGAUUUUGUAGAUUCAUGCUGUCCAUUGUUAAACCUCACUAAGAGCUUUGAGAUCAAAUUGUCACCACCUUCUUGUACCUAUCAUUUUAUACUUGACACUGCAAUUGCUUAAGGCUUAUUUAAUAGACAGUUUAACUAUUAAAUGUAACUACUUAGAUCUGCCUGUGAGAGAGUUAAGGAGAACAGGUGAAUGAGCGCUAAAAGCUUUCCAAGCUUUUGAUGUACAAGGGGAUAGAGAAAGAACACAUGGAUUCAAAUUGAAGGUGAAUAACUGUUUUCCUCAUGCUCUUACAUACUUCUGGAAUUAAUUGGUGACUUGCAGAGAAAUAAAAGCAAUUGAGAUGUUCAAAAUGCUUUGAAAGGUAUCUUGUGAACGCUGCAGGAGACAAUAGCUACCAGUGUUCACCUUUGAUGCUGUGUUUGAUGUGUUUGAGUUUGACUGACGUCAACUGUGAGAAGCAAAUAUGCAUAAUACAUCUUAUUUUCCUCACACUGAAUGAAAGAGAAUUCUCAUAUCAGAUUAAAACCUCUUUAUGAAUUGGCCACUUUAAAAAUUUUUUUUGCCUACAAUGACAUGCCAAAAUCUAACUGCCUGUAGCUCAGGCCCUGAAACAAGCAUGUGCAUAUUCUUGGUACCAUUUGAAAGGAAACACGCAAAAGGAAGUUUGUGGAAAUGUUAAAGGAAUGUAGGAGAAUAUAACAUUAGAUCUGGUAAAAGAUAAUACAAAGAAAGGAAAAAACAGUUUUUUUGUACCAUCAUCUUUGAAAUGCAAGAGAAAGGCCAUAAUGUAUUAUUCCAGCCCAGGUACAAUUUAGAUUUUGGCCACAAGAUGGCAGCAGUGUGUGCGCAAAGUAUUAGACUGAUCCAAGGAACCAUUGCAUUUCUGUUCAAAAUGUUGUAUCAAGACUGCCCAAAUGUGCCUAAUUUGUUUAUUAAUAACUUUUCAUGUUCAAAACUGUGCACUCUCCUCAAACAAUAGCAUGGGAUUAUUUCACUGUAAUAGCUACUGUAAAUUGGACAGUGCAGUUAGAUUAACAAGAAUAUAAGCUUUCUGCCAAUAUCAGAUAUGUUUAUGUCCUUGAACAUUUUCUCGCAUUAGUCUACAUUAGUUCAACCAUCCCGCAGGGGACCCACCAAUCCCGAAGAAGUUUUGAACACUCCAUUUCAUUGAAUUCAGACAUUUGGCAGGCAAAGGAAUUGUGCUCAAAUUAUGUUGGCUGGGUCACCCACAGCUAAGUGUGUGUGUGUGUGUGUGUGUGUGUGUGUGUGUGUGUGUGUGUGUGUGUGUGUGUGUGUGUGUGUGUGUGUGUGUGUGUGUGUGUGUGUGUGUGUGUGUGUGUGUGUGUGUCUAUUGUGCGAGCGUGUGUGUGUAUUUGCACGCAUUUGCGUGUGUUUGAGGAAAAUCAAAACAGUGCUUGGUGUAUUUAUUUAUUUAUUUAUGCCUUUGUGUAUUUAUUCAGAACCAAUAGCAUAAAGUACCUGUUUGAUAGUGUAAUUGAAGUGCUAUGUAAAUGCUCAUCUAUCCAAAUCUUUCCUAUUGUUAUGACUGUAAUAAAACAUUGUAGCCCUUUUUCCAGAUUUGAAAAGAGACUAAUAUUAAGACUAAUAUUAUUGUGUUAUUAUUGUAUCCCCUCAAGAGUUACACCUGUUAGCUCUGAAAUGUGUCAUCCACUUUCUAGGAGUUGAUGGUUCUGUAUUCUAUACAAGCUCAUAAUGAAGGGAUGACCAAUGUGAUGCGCAAUGCAAGGCUUUUAGAAUAGACCUUUGUUUUCAAGUUACACAGUCAAUGAGCUAUAUUUUCAUUUUGCCUAGUCACAGUGCAUGCUAGUAUGCUACAACACGUUACAUUAAACCACCCAUCUCAGUAGCAGGAAACUAAUAUAAACUUGUGAUUUUUGUGUUUCUAUUUAAAUGGUGUAUAGAAUGUUAUGAUAAUAAUCUCAUGAUUUAAGUUUGGGAAAGAAACAAGAUGGAUAUAUCUAUAAACAAUUCAAUAUCAGUCCUGGUUCAAGUCAAAGUUCAUGUAGCUAGUGAUAGGAGUUUCAAACUGUAACGGUUCCUUUUUAUCGAUUUGUUUUCAAUGAAAUGAUAUACGACAUGAUGAAUAAAGCGUUUUCAUGUUAAACAUAAUGGAGAUUACUUUGUGGGUUUUAUGUCAGUACACAUGUAUCUCAUCUAUGCAUGAUCAAUUAUGGAAUGACUUGUACUGGUAGUUCCAUUAAGAUUUAAGAUGUUCUUAUACCAUAAUAAUGUAAGAAACAUCUUUCCACUUCCUUCCAUAGAUUCAAACAGUUUAUUAAGGAUAUUAAAUAUCAACAAGAGAUCAAUAUAAUCACAUACUUGUAGGUCAUACACCACUAGUAUUUUUGAUUUGUUAAUUAACUAUUGUUCUUUUUUGGUUGUAAAAUCCUACUAAACGUUUCAUGUACAAGA